CUCAAGUGCGUUAUCAUUAGUUGGAUCGACUUGCUAGACUGCACUGGUCUCAUAAUGAAUUAUGAUGCUGCAGAAACAAUUAUAUUAGUUGGUCCUGAACGCGAAGUUCUGCAAGACUUCGAUAAGACGUUGGCUAGUUUUGUUCCAAGAUACAAAACCAAAGAUGUACAACUAUAUUCGGGAAAAGAGCUGUUGCAGGCGAAUUUAGAUUUCAGUCGAAAUCAUACCAAAUGCUUUUUGGUAAUGCCACGUGCUAGCCGCACUCUUGUGUACAUCGAAGGCGAUAGCUGUAGCAUGUACCAGGAAGUUAAACACAUUUGUGUGGACAAAAAUGGAGAAUGGCAUCCAGACCGAGCUUUCAUCAUACUGCAUCAAAACAAAAACGUCACCAACCUUUAUGAUGGCGAUGAAAUCUCGUUAUGGUGGAAUUCUGGUCCUCAAAAAGAAUUAAAGCAGUUUGCAGAAGCAGAUCAGUUGAUCAGCUUUAAAAAACUGAACGAGCGUCAAAAGGAAGCAAUUGUCAAAUUUCUAGGAUAUGAGAAAAUAAUCACGCAACAGCCACAAGUGAUAGAUAAUGAGGCAACUUCACCAGUCCAUCAACUAAUCGAGGAAACCUGCACUUGCUGUUGGUUAAAAGUUCUUUGGACAAGAGUAAUGGCUAGAUGGUCUAUGUUCGAUUUACAAUUUUCGCUAGACAAAGAGAAUUGUUUAGUUUGCAAUUGUGUAUGUGACUGCUAGAAUAUUAUUAGUAAAUUGAAUCAUGUCGUGUUACAAAUAAUUGCUUUGAGUACAGUUUUGUUCCUUCACACUUACUUUGUACAGAAGUACAUUCAUAUAUGAAUUUGACAGUUUAGUUUUUGUAUCAUGUCUUCUCUGCUU
This is a messenger RNA of Corticium candelabrum, 879 nucleotides long. RefSeq lists its product as uncharacterized. The transcript has 4 exons. Bases 55 to 738 code for a protein of 227 amino acids. NCBI's taxonomy places the organism in Eukaryota, Metazoa, Porifera, Homoscleromorpha, Homosclerophorida, Plakinidae. The record is from RefSeq and is a predicted model, not a curated record.